Myotis daubentonii (Daubenton's bat) is the source of this 8020-nucleotide messenger RNA. RefSeq names its product alpha-1,3-mannosyl-glycoprotein 4-beta-N-acetylglucosaminyltransferase A (gene MGAT4A). Gene Ontology annotation, cellular component: endoplasmic reticulum-Golgi intermediate compartment; Golgi stack; endoplasmic reticulum. Gene Ontology annotation, biological process: protein N-linked glycosylation. The record is from RefSeq and is a predicted model, not a curated record. Gene Ontology annotation, molecular function: acetylglucosaminyltransferase activity. NCBI's taxonomy places the organism in Eukaryota, Metazoa, Chordata, Mammalia, Chiroptera, Vespertilionidae.
CUCGGCGGGAGGCGGGGCGCCCGGCAGCGGCGGCGGCGGCGGCGGCGGCGGCCACAGCAGCCUGGUCGGCGGCCGCGGAUGGAGCGGCCAAGGAAGAAAACCUGAGACAUCAACCUAUGAAGACUGUGAAGACAAUUCUGAAUAGCAGGAGUGACUGGUGUAGCUGUCAAACUUAUUCUGCAGAGCAUCUGAAAUGAGCCUCUCUUAUUGAUUGUUUUCAUUGGCCCAGAGCCAGGAGUACUGAAUUCAGUUGACUUCGUAAAUGUAUGAACCAGUGUGAUGGUGAAAUGAGAUGAGGCUCCGAAAUGGAACUGUAGCCACCGUUUUAGCAUUUAUCACUUCAUUCCUUACUUUAUCUUGGUAUACUACAUGGCAAAAUGGGAAAGAAAAACUGAUUGCGUAUCAACGAGAAUUUCUUGCUUUGAAAGAACGUCUUCGGAUAGCUGAACAUAGAAUCUCACAGCGCUCUUCUGAAUUAAGUGCCAUUGUACAGCAGUUCAGGCGUGUAGGAGCAGAGACAAAUGGAAGUAAGGACACGUUGAACACAUUUUCAGAUAAUACCUUAAAGCUAUUAAAGGAGUUAACAGGCAAAAAAUCUCUCCACGUGCCAAGUAUUUAUUAUCAUUUGCCUCAUUUAUUGCAAAAUGAAGGAAGCCUUCAACCUGCUGUGCAGAUUGGUAAUGGAAGAACAGGAGUUUCAAUAGUAAUGGGAAUUCCUACUGUGAAGAGAGAAGUUAAAUCUUACCUCGUAGAAACUCUUCAUUCCCUUAUUGAUAAUCUGUAUCCUGAAGAGAAAUUGGACUGUGUAAUAGUAGUCUUCAUAGGAGAGACAGAUAUUGAUUAUGUACACGGUGUUAUAGCCAACCUGGAGAAAGAAUUUUCUAAAGAAAUCAGUUCUGGUUUGGUGGAAAUAAUAUCACCUCCUGGAAGCUAUUAUCCUGACUUGACAAACUUAAAGACGACAUUUGGAGACUCUAAAGAAAGAGUAAGAUGGAGAACAAAGCAAAACCUAGAUUAUUGUUUUCUAAUGAUGUAUGCUCAGGAAAAGGGCAUAUAUUACAUUCAGCUUGAAGAUGAUAUUAUUGCCAAACCGAAUUACUUUAACACUAUCAAAAAUUUUGCCCUUCAACUUUCUUCUGAGGAAUGGAUGAUACUAGAGUUCUCCCAGCUGGGCUUCAUUGGUAAAAUGUUUCAAGCGCCAGACCUCACUCUGAUUGUGGAAUUCAUAUUUAUGUUCUAUAAGGAGAAGCCCAUUGAUUGGCUCUUGGACCACAUUCUUUGGGUGAAAGUCUGCAACCCUGAAAAAGAUGCAAAACAUUGUGAUAGACAGAAAGCAAAUCUACGAAUUCGUUUCAGACCUUCCCUCUUUCAGCAUGUUGGUCUGCAUUCUUCACUAACAGGAAAACUUCAGAAACUUACGGAUAAAGAUUACAUGAAACCAUUACUUCUUAAAAUCCAUGUAAACCCACCUGCAGAAGUAUCUACUUCUCUGAAGGUCUACCAAGGACACACACUGGAGAAAACAUAUAUGGGCGAGGAUUUCUUCUGGGCUAUCACUCCGACAGCAGGAGACUACAUCUUGUUUAAAUUUGAUAAGCCGGUCAAUGUGGAAAGUUAUUUGUUCCAUAGUGGCAACCAAGAACAUCCAGGAGAUAUUCUGCUAAACACUUCUGUGGAAGUUUUGCCUUUUAAGAGUGAAGGUUUGGAAAUAAGCAAAGAAACCAAAGACAAACGAUUAGAAGAUGGUUAUUUCAGAAUAGGGAAAUUUGAGAACGGUGUUGCAGAAGGAAUGGUGGAUCCCAGCCUAAACCCCAUUGCAGCCUUUCGACUUUCAGUUAUUCAGAAUUCUGCUGUUUGGGCCAUUCUCAAUGAGAUUCAUAUUAAAAAAGUCACCAACUGAUCAUCUCCUAAGAGACCAAUACAUUUUUUCCUGUAUGUUUGUUGAUUAAAGAUAGUGAACCAUGUACUUUUUUUUUUUUUUACUUGAACACUACCUCUUGUGAAUCUACUGUAGAUGGUUGUCAUUUCCACUCGGCAAGUGACUCUCCCACGGAUAAUAUAUUCAUUCAAACCUAAGCUGUCCUCCAGUUUUAACUUGACUCAAACAUUUUACAGCUACGACAGCCUGUUAAUAUGACUUGUACUACUUAGGUAUUAUACUAAUACAUAAGAGUUGUACAUAUUGUUACAUUCCUUAAAUUUGAGAAAAAAUGUUAAAUUUUAUGAAGGGGGUACUUUUGAGAUUCAUUUAUUUUACUAUUAUAGACCCUCUUUUAUAGAUUAUCAGGGAUUAUAUAUAAAUAUAUAAAUAUACAUAAAAUGUUAUGGAAUUAAUUUAUUAGAAACACUUAAGAAGUACAUAUUUUUGUGCAGUAAAUUUUUGAAUCGAUACUUUUUUUGAAAACCAAUUACCUUGCUUUUUUAAGUUUUCUGUAUUUUCCUUCGGAAAACCAAACAUAAGUUAAUGCCAUUUUUCAAAUGCACUGCCAUUUCCGAGUGAUUCUAGAUUGAUUUCCUUACAGAAGUGCUUUUUGACAGUAGCCCCCCGCCCCACCUUACCUGCAGUUUGGCUUUCCACGGUUUCAGUUACCCUUAGUCAACUGUGGUCCAAAAAUAUUAAAUGAAAAGUUCCAGAAAUAAACAAUUCAUAAGUGUUAAAUGUGCGCCGUUCUGAGUGGUGCGAUGAACUCUCACGCCGGCCCUCUCCCGCCCACCUGGGACGUGAGUUACCCUUUGUCCAGUUUCCGCACCUCACUUCAUGUCGCCACGCAGGCAUUGUAUCAUCUUGCCUCACAAGGAGGAGGGUGAGUACCGUACAAUAAGAUACUGAGUUGGACCACAUUCACAUAACUUUCCUUACAGUAUGUUGUUAUAAUUGUUCUGUUAUUAGUUAUUUUCAACCUCCUCCUGCGCCUGAUUUAUAAAUGUUAUCAUAGGUGCGUAUGCACAGGAAAAAACAUAGUGUACAUAGGGCUUGGUACUAGCCGUGGUUUCAGACAUCCACUGGGGGUCUUGGAACAUGUCCCCUAUGGAUAAGGGGGGGACUACUGUAAUUGCUGAUCUUGAGCAAAAUGUUUUUGUCAUUCCUUAAAGCCAAGAUUUUUAAACCAAUGUCCUUUUUGAGGCUUAUUUUACUAUAUUGUGUAUGGUGUAUAGCCACAAAAAAAAUCAGUCUGAUAAUUUUAAUGUACAGGGAUGAUGCCUUCAACCCAAAUUAUCAUGGAUUUAGCUCAUUAUAUUUCCUCUGAUGUGUAAGAUGAACUCUUUUUGAUUUUGUCUUUAUUCUGUGAGUUAGAUGCAUUAUCUCUUUUCUUGUUGAUCCUUAUAUAUCUGCACUCAUGAGUUUUGACAAAAUGUUUUCUAGAUAAUGCUAUUGUGUGUCAUAACUGGUUUAAUAUUAAAGAAAAACAAAAUUGUGAUAUUGGUUUUUGAUGAAAGGUAUUGUAGCAGUUGUAUGUUUUUCCAAAAUGAUGUUUCCUAUUGUAUUAGAACUUAUAAGUAAAUUCAUAUCUAAAGUGUAUUAUUCAUAAACAUGGAGUUCCAAAUUCUGAAACAUACUAUAACAAAAAUAUUACUAGCUUUAGCAAUCAGUGAUCUUUACAAAAGUAUUUUACUUUUAACAUUUUCUGAAUUAUCAACAUCAGUUCCCAACCAGUAGGUGGCAGCUGUUGGGGAUGGAUCCUGAGCUUUCAGAGGAGUCACUGGCGGGCUUGGGGGGCGGGCGCUGCCCAGAGCCUGCAGGAGCGCGCCUGGUCCCCAGUGAGCUGGGCAGUUCUGAAGUGGCGAAGGCUGGGAAGCACUGGUAGAGUAAUUCCCAUUGCUCCGUAUUGGAAUAAUGUUUAGUUACUUUUCUCUAUUAAAAAGUCAUGUUGCCCAUGAUUUUUAUGUCAAACUACAGUUAAAAAAUUUUUGUGACUUUUACUUUUUCAUUUAAAAAAUUUUACUAUUGAUUUUCUAUAGGCAGAUUUCAUUUGAAAAUAUCGUUUCAUUAUAAAGUUUGGCGCUAGCUUAACAUAAUUACUGCUCUAACAGAUUAUCGGGAGGUGAAAAUCUAGAGGUAAGUUUAGAAGUCCCUCGUUCCCUGCUGCCUAAGAAGCCGUCUCUGAUUGCAGGGAAAAGCCUCUAAAGGCCCCGAGGGGACAGCCAUUCCGGGCGUCAGCCUUCAGAGGGAGCCUUUUCCUGCUCACUUUCCUCCAGGAUUAGCUCUCCCCUCCUGCUCCUUAGAACACUCCCAGACAAAUCCUGUCCAUCUUCCACGGCCUCUCUGGUGCGCCCUCCCCAUGAAUCGGUUUCCAGUGCCGACAGCAGUGCCUGGCACGGGGCAGGUGCGCAGGCAGUGCCUGGAUGAGGGACCCGCUGUCUCAGACCCUUCUUUCUCAACUCCCUUCACCUCCUGUCCUUGCCACACAUUUACGUACACUCAGCUCUGGAGUUUUUGAUAGUUUAUGGGGCGUGCAUAUGUGUGUGUGUGUUUCUCUGACCAAAUUCAAGCUCCUGAGGGCAAACCUGAAACUCGUACUUCUUCCCUGUGCUCUGCUGCAGCCGGUGCUCCUACUCUCAUUUAUUUCAAGUGUUUUUUUUGGUUUCAGAGGAAGGGGAGGCAGGGAGGGAGAAACAUCAGUGACGAAAGAGUCAUUGAUCGGCUGCCUCCUGCACGCUCCACACUGGGGGUCGAGCCCACAACCCAGGCAUGUGCCCUGACCAGAAUUGAACCGUGACCACCUGGUUCAUAGGUCAACGCUCAACCGCUAAGCCGUGGCUGCUGGGCCCGUCUCAUUUUUAGUUGCCUCUCCUUCCCCGAGCUCUACACUAGACGGUCAGAAGCAGCCAUGCUUUCCUCGAGCAGGAAGUGAUAGCGGCAGUCCGGAGUUGUUAGUGAGUGAGGGGUUGGGACAAAUCAGGCCAAGAGCCCUGGAACGGAGAGUCAAUUACUGACCUUGCGAGGACACUGAACCACCUUCAGUGAGUGGGGAGCAUCAGAUGGGAGAGCACCGACAUCAAGAAGGCAUGGACCUGGCACCUGGUGUGUGUUUCACCGAACUGGUCACACUCUGGAGCUGUGCUGUCCCAGAUAGUGGCCGCUAGACCGUGGUGGUUCUUUAAAAUCAACAUCCGUUCGGCUCCGCCCUUACUCUAGCUACAGGGACGUGCUCCAGGGCCACCUGUGUCAGGUGGCCACGGGGUGGGCAGCGCAGGCCCGAACAUUCCCUUCACUACAGAAGCUUCUGUUGCCAGCACUGUGUUGAGCUCCCUGAUAGGAACAUCGUAGAAACCAGAAUAAUGAGUUUCGUUAAUUAGGUUAACAGUAGACACACAGAGUAUAUCACAGUGCAAAUGAUGAUUUUGGAUAAGAAGGGGUCGAGGACCUAUUUCUAGCAUUCUAAGAGCUAAGAUUUCUGUGUUCUUUGACCUACUUCUCAAUGUUCUUUACAGCAUGCCCUGUACCAUACUCUGUAGACAAAAAGAGCAAUGGUGUGAAGCUGUGAGAUUAAAAGCUUUGGCAGAAGUGAAUGCAAUGGGUUAUUUAGCACACAGACACGUCUAUUACAGACAAGUACAUGUAUAUUAACUCAACCAUUGGCGAUGUCUUUGAACAAAGGUAUGGCUUUUCAAAGCAAUGGUUGCACCAUUAAGUAAUCAGGUGUCAUUAUUAAUCACAUUAUUUAUCAUGUGAGCCUUUAAAGCAGUUUUCUCAGGCUAAUAGCAGAAGUUAGAGAUUCAAAACAGGAGGAGGCAGCAUUUCCUGGUUUAAGAUGGAAGCCACGUAAGGAGAAAUGCAGAUGGCCUUAAGCUGAGAGGCCUCAGCUGACAGCCCAGGCAAAGGGCCUGCAUGGCCCCAGGCACCGAACACAGCCAACACCUGACCAGGUGGGCAGGCGGGUUCUCCUCUGCCUUACGACACCUUGAUUCCAGCCUGAGACCGGGCAGAGCACUCAGUCCAGCUGCCUGGACUUCUGUGAGAUACGCAGUGAGUUUCCAAAUUUGUGAUGAUGUGUUAUGUAGCAAUGAAAGAUGAAUACGGUAUUUAAAAGGUGAAGAGGGGAAAUCUUCGUACAGAUCCCUCUAGUAUGGUGGUGUUUUCGGCAAAUGCAUGAGUAAAAUCUUACUAGGAAAUCCUACACCUGUGCUUCAUCUGGGAUUUCUAUGCCAGAGAUCUAUCUUCAUUGGAAAUUUGUUGACAAAAACUUGUAGCAUCUUAGUAGUGCGUCUAAAGCAGUGGUUCUCAACCUGUGGGUCAAACGACCCUUUCACAGGGGUCGCCUAAAUACAUCCUGCAUAUCAGAUAUUUACAUUACGAUUCAUAACAGUAGCAAAAUCAGUUAUGAAGUAGCAACGACAAUAAUUUUAUGGUUGGGGGUCACCACAACAUGAACUGUAUUAAAAGGUCGUGGCAUUAGGAAGGUUGAGAACCACUGUUCUAAAGGAACUGCUAGGAGUAGGAAUCCAACAGUGUAUAAGGAAUCUUUCUCCUAGAAAAAGUAUUACCUUGUGCCGAUUUAGUCUGCUCAGAGCCUGUCAGUAUAUUAUUUAAGAAUGAUGAACAGUGGUAUUUUAAAUAAGAUACUAAAUUAGGAGGAAAGAUCCUUCUGCCUUUAUGUAGAGACGAUAUGAUCAAUCUACUUUGUACUGGAGUAUUUUUUUUUUUAAACCAAAACUUAUUGUCUAAGCACAGAUCAAAUCCUAUAGUGCCAACCAAAUUUUUGUACUUGGCAGAUAUUUUCCAAAAUAUCUCUGCUAGUGAAGUUUUUUAUUUUGGUUUGUCCAUUAACUGUGCUUAUUUUUAGUAUAAUGCUAUACUUACCCUUGAUGUAAAUAAAAUAAAACUAAAGGGAAAAAAAUGAGGCGCUAACACUGUCAGAAGUCAGAAAUUGGGGUCAUAAACGUAUCUUAUGUUUUGAGGGAACUUACAUAUCACAUCUAUCUUUUAUAGAAAACUUUUCCAAACUAUGUAGCAGUAUUAUAGUGUAAAGUUUGUUGUAAAUUUUAAUCUUAACAGAUAUAUGCCAUAACUAGUAUGCUUUCUUUAAUGCAUGUGGAUAGACAAUACUGACAAGACUAUUACCACAGUGUAUUUUUUUAAAAAAUAGGAUUUGUUACUAUGUCCAUAUCAUCAAUAUCUAUAUAUAAGCCCUUCUCACCGGAAACAGCCCCCUCACCAGUGUGGGCACUAAGUCACUUUCAAAGGGACGGGCAAGAACAACCUGGCACUCCCCAGUGCAUUUGAGUUCAGAAUUUAUAAGACACCAUUCAAGACAAUAAACUGUGUUGAAUGGACUGUACUUUGUGCUGUUAUCCCGUGUUGUCACUGUUGCAGUAAAAGUGUAAAGUCUGUGCUAAAGUCAGGUCUGUUUGUUGUGGGGAGUCCUCAGAUGUUAGGGAAGCUAUUCCAUGUGCCCCUUGCUGCUAGCACUUCCUUGGUUUAGUAGCUAGCAAACUGUCCCGGAAUCAGGUUCGGUACUCAAGUGUGAGUAGCAUUUCAUGAUUUAUUUGCAAUGCUCAGUGUUUGCUGAAAACAUCUUUUGAAUACAUUUUCUGAGCCUUAAAAAUGGUGAUAUCGCCAGUACUGUAAGAUGCACUGCCAGCAGAUUUGAUACUCUUCAUUAAGUAUAGACAGUAGUGUUUUCUAAGGAGAUUUAGAAGUCAGCUGAUUCACAUAAUCAUGCUUCAUUUAUGGAAUGAGAAACUAACGUGUUUUCUCGUUGAGAACACUGCGGGAGAGGUGGUGUGCGCAUCCGGGGAAGUUUCUGGAAGUACCCUUGGAGAAGCUGCCUGAGGAAUUCGUUUCCCAAGUUGUACUCACUUUUUUUCUCCUUAAUGUAUUGUACAUAUUCCUUACAAGGUCGUUAUUGGUUGAAUGGGUAAUACCUGUAGUAAUAUUUUAGGUACCUGUUAAAUUUUCAAAGGAAGCUUAUUUUCAAAUUUGCUGCUAUAACUUAACUGGUCCUGUUGACUGUGCCUUUCAUCCCUGUUUGUGCCACACCGUUCAUGUGUAUUUGAAAUAAAGACGUUUAAAAAUCCA